Messenger RNA from Vitis vinifera (wine grape), 1336 nucleotides. RefSeq names its product 26.5 kDa heat shock protein, mitochondrial. Bases 155 to 856 code for a protein of 233 amino acids. The transcript is spliced from 2 exons. The record is from RefSeq and is a predicted model, not a curated record. NCBI's taxonomy places the organism in Eukaryota, Viridiplantae, Streptophyta, Magnoliopsida, Vitales, Vitaceae. Gene Ontology annotation, biological process: response to heat.
CACCCAGAACGAUCCAUUUUUGCCCCUUCCUAGACUUUUUCCUAGAACCCUUUGGAGACUUCUCCACCCUCCUUAAAUUCUCCCAACAUCAUCACUAUCAGCCCAGGAAGCAUCACAAAGAAAUUAAUCCACCUCAAAUUCAAAACCCAUCAAUAUGGCCUUGGCUCGUUUGGCUUUGAGGAGUCUGCAGCAGAGGGUUCCCUCUUCUUCUUCUUCUUCUUUGCUGAGCCCUAGUCUCAGUGAGAGAGCUCUGACUGGACAGAGGUGGGGGCCGGAGAUUGUGAAGAGGUUCUCGGCAACGCCUGAUGCUGCCUCUGACAAGCCAUCUGGUGAGAAAACAGAGGUUGCUGUUUCUGAAGGUGACAGAAAGCCCAAGCUCUUCCCCAGGAAGCAGAGGAAGAGGAGCCUUUGGAGGAACAAUAGAAACGAUUUUGUCCCUUCCCUGAAUGAGUUGUUCCCUCCAAGCAUAGGAAAUGCCCUGAUGCAAGCAACCCAACACAUGAACAGGCUACUUGAGAAUUUAGCACCUUCACGUCUGAUAGGCAGAUUAAAAGAGCAGGACCAGUGCUACAAACUCCGCUACGAAAUGCCCGGAUUGACCAAAGAGGAUGUGAAGAUCUCAGUUGAAGAUGGGAUCUUAUCCAUAAGAGGAGAGCACAAGGAGGAGGAGGAAGAAGGCUCAGAUGAUGAGCAUUGGUCAGCUACAAGCUAUGGGUACUAUGACACGAGCCUCUUGUUGCCUACCGAUGCCAAAAUUGAAGAAAUCAAAGCUGAGCUGAAGGAUGGUGUCCUCACCAUCAUUAUACCCAGGAAUGAAAAGAAGGGGAAAGAUGUGAAGGAGGUUCAGAUCCAGUAAUCCACUGAUUCUGAGUGGGUGAAUGUGACUCUUUGAAAUGGGGUGUUUAUAAUGUAAGAGAGUGAGCAACUUUGGGGUGUUUGAAAUUAAAAUAAAGUUCGUUGGGUUUGGACUUUUCACUGUACAGCUCGUCAUAUGUUAAUUGUCUGAAUGCAAUGUCUCAACCUUUGUAUUUUCUGAGGGAAAAAACAUGUAGUGUGUGAUGGGUAAGAGGUAGGAUUGAUAUAUGAUGAUUAAAAUUAAAAAAAUUAAAAAAUUGCUCAAAAAAUGAAGACAUGCUAAGAGUAGUGUUGGUCAAGACCCCAAUGGUCCAGCCCAUGAGAGUUGGGGAAGUUUGUUUUCUGAAAAGCUCUUGGAGCCCGUUCUAGAAGGGCUGGGUCUACUAGCUUUUUGAGCCCAAUUGUGGGUCUUUAUGGUCAGUUUUUGGGAGUCCAUUUGCUGCGGCCUGGACAGCUUUGGAGGCCCAUCUUACGAACUUUU